CAAUAUAGCUAAUACACAAUUUCAAUGAAUUAUCGUAGUGAAUUAUUGAAAACCGCACAAUUUUAAGCUAGUAUUUAAGACGGAAACACACCUAGUGAAAGAACCAUGCUGGAGAAAGAAUUUCUAGAUAAAUGUUAUUUCAUACCAAAAGAUGUAAUGCUGAAAGUCCUUGCAAUGCUCGAAUCUUCGACUCCAUGGAAAUCGACAAGUGACAUAUGCAGAAGGAACUUGGCAUCAAUCCAAGGUUUUCGGAGUUCUCCCAAAUUCAGAGAUGACAGCCUGGCUCCUCACGGCCUAAAAAGCUUACAUCACUUGGCUCUCAACAAGGCUAUAUAUGCUCAAGACUGGGAUAAGCUUUUGUAUGUUUUGAAGAAAAUACCUCCUUGGAAGUUUAAAUUCUCUCGCCCCAGUCAUGCUGCUGUGUAUUAUCGGGCAAUGACAAUAUUACUGCUAAACCAUCCAACAGCUCAAGCCAACAGUCUCAUGAAUGAAUUCCUACAUAUGGUCCUUUCCUGUAGGUCUGAUGCUGACAAGAAGGCUAUUCUCAAAAUACUUUUAAGUUUACCUAGUAAGCGACAUACACAAUAGAAAUCCUUGUAUUUGAAAUUGUGCGUUUGUUAAUGAUUUUGAAGGAGCUGGAAAUUUUGUUCCAAGCUAUGAGUUUAUAAUUCAAGAGCUUGCUUACACUUAUCUAAGUCUUUGUCAACAUGGUCGGUACCUAUUUUAGAUCACAUUCUCAAUUUUAAUGUAAUUAUUACAGUUACAAUAGACAUAAUAGUGAAGACAAAACUUAAUUUACAUAGUUAAUUUAAUAAUUAUUGUUAUAUUUAUUUAAUAUUGCUAAGUGUAAUUUUAAUAUUACAAAAUCUUCCAAAGCUGUGAUGAAUCACUAAUUAAUGUUUUAAGAUAAAUUAUUUUGUAAAAACUUGUCAUAAUA
This is a messenger RNA of Bombyx mandarina (wild silkworm), 937 nucleotides long. RefSeq lists its product as uncharacterized. NCBI's taxonomy places the organism in Eukaryota, Metazoa, Arthropoda, Insecta, Lepidoptera, Bombycidae. The record is from RefSeq and is a predicted model, not a curated record.